Messenger RNA from Megalobrama amblycephala (Wuchang bream), 5107 nucleotides. RefSeq names its product ferredoxin-fold anticodon binding domain containing 1 (gene fdxacb1). The transcript is spliced from 5 exons. Gene Ontology annotation, molecular function: rRNA (uridine-N3-)-methyltransferase activity. The record is from RefSeq and is a predicted model, not a curated record. Gene Ontology annotation, biological process: rRNA base methylation. The coding region runs from base 2516 to 4264 and encodes 582 amino acids. NCBI's taxonomy places the organism in Eukaryota, Metazoa, Chordata, Actinopteri, Cypriniformes, Xenocyprididae. Gene Ontology annotation, cellular component: cytoplasm.
UAAAGCGUUCACACUUUUUGAACUAAAUUAAUGUGAUCCGUCAAUCAAACAGUGUAGACCCGCCUUCUUUUUUAUAAGAAAUAUUUCAUUGGCCAGAACCUCUCUUACGCAUAAACGUGGUGACCAGUGGUGUUGCCAUGUCCGCUUAUUAUAAGCGACUUUUUUUUUUUAAGUUGGUCAAUCACUAAUAGCACUCUACAUAAUGUCAUAGUUUUUUUUAGUCAAGUGUUUCUGCGUUUCCCAACUAUCUCUUCUAACCCAGUGAGUAACUCAGUAAAUUCAGAUGUAUUCAUGAUUCACAGAUUCAUGAUUUAGAUGACCAAUAGUUGUGAAAUCAGAAUCAGAAAGAGCUUUAUUGUAUGUUUACACAUAGGCCAAGGAAUUUAUAUUGGUGACAGAAGCUUCCAUGGUUCCAAAUGAUAAAAAUACAAUAAGUGAUUAAAAAUAAAUAUACACGAUAUACAAAAUAGUCAAUGGACAAUAUAUGGACAGCUAUGUUAAAUGCAAUGCAAUGGAAUGUGAAUAAGAGUUAUGGUGUGCUAAAUAAAUAUUAGUAUAAAUAGUGUUUUGUAUUGCACAUGUUUAUUGCCCAGUGAGGCAUUUAACAGUUCAUGAGGUAGAUGUCCUGAGGGAAGAAACUAUUCUUGUGCCUGGCUGUUCUGGUGCUCAGUGCUCUGUAGCGCCGGACGGCAACAGUUCAAAGAGGAAGUGGCCUAUAGGUGUGAGAGGUCCAGAGGGAUUUUUGACACUUCUUUUACUCACUCUUGAUGAGUACAGUUCUUGGAGAGUGGAAAGGGAUUCCAACGAUUCUCUCAGCAGUCCGGACUAUAAUUAUUACAAAUAUUUCUGUGUCCGAGUAGGCUAAACGAUGUGUUUUUCUUUUCAUGGCCUCUACAAGAUAAUACAGUUAUUUCAACUCAGUAUUUUAUGUCCAUUUAUUUGGUAAGAGGCCAUUAAAUAAAAUUUUAUUUGCGAUAGUUGAAAUCGCUUUCAAUUCGAUUACAAUUUCAGUACUUAUUUUGGUAUGGCAAGCAGUGUUGGGGGUAACUUGAGUUACGUAAUCGGAUUACUUUUUUCAAGUAACUAGUAAAGUAACGCAUUACUUUUAUAAAUUUACAACAAAAUAUCUAAGUUACUUACUCAAAAAUAAACUUACUCAAAUAAGUAACGCAAGUUACUUUGUUUUUCCAUGUAUUGUCUGACAGCUCUCCUGACUCCAUGUUGAGAGAAUCAUGAGUGCAGGAGUGUGUGAACAUGACGGUUAUUGUAGUUUUAGACUUAAUGUGAGCAUUUACUCAUCUCACUUGCACAAAAACAGAUUCAGUAUUCCUCAAAAUAAAUAAAAACUGUGAAAUGCAAACUUAGAAUAUUGCACAAACCUGCAAUAAUUAAACAAAUUAAAUUAAACAAAUGUACUUUAUGUAUUUAAUCUCACUUUAUUAACCAAUGUAUUUGCUGAUGACCUUUCGAUAAUCCAAUUCAACCAUACUAAGCAAAACUGACUUUAGACGAUUGUUUGAGCUGCGCCCUCUACUGUUCAGGCAUGAAUUUGCAUUUCCUUCAGCUUAUUCAUUUGACUUUGGUGUGAAAGGACCUUUACAUUUGCCAAAAAUAGAACUAGCAAGCCUAGCCCAAGUGAGAAAAAGUAAGGCAAAAGUAAUGUAACGCAUUACUUUUCAUAAAAAAUAACUAAGUAACGCAAUUAGUUACCUUUUUAGGGAGUAACUCAAUAUUGUAAUGCAUUACUUUUAAAAGUAACUUUCUCCAACACUGAUGGCAAGCAAGCCGUUUAUUUUUCUAGUAAGAUCUGGCAACACAGCCACUGCGUGCUAUCGUGGAUGCAAACUGGAACGUGGACAGUCAGUGCAUGAGUAUUUUGGUUAUAAAAUAUUACAUCUGUUUUGAAAAUGUACGCAAGACUGGCGGUAGAAAUAAUCUCGUCGUAAUAUUUUUUUUAUUGCACUGUUUUUUCUUUUCUUUCCUUUUUAUUAUUUACUGGACUCUGCUCUCUCAGGACGCAUACAAUAUUUAUUUUAAUAGAUUACGAAGCGGCGUAUCUCAUAGUAACCAGUGCUCUUGUUUACGGUGGCAGAAGAAUCGGUUGUUUUCCACUAUGCGGCAUUCCCCGGGGAAGGAAACUUCACUGCUGCUGCACGCUAGCUAAUGUCAUUGCACCUCUAUCUUUCUCAUUGACACUGUCAUACGCAAACGGGACGAAAACCUGCUCUUAAAACCACCUCUGGUCUUCAGGUGUUGCGUUAGCUCCCAAACACCGGCAUUAAAAGCUUUGGUAUUUUAAUUAGAUUCCAAGCUGUAUCUCGACAGAUGUCAGAGCGUCAUGGUGACAUGCAGUCUAAUGUUAAUGCCGCAUUGUGUCCUGCCAGGCGCUCAACGCUCAGUUCAAGCUCGAUAGUCAGCGGGACGCUGUAACGCUUUUGCUCAGAAUGUAUCGAAAAGUUUUGUUCUCCUACUAAUGUGACAGCCUGCUGGUUUGUUUACGUGAAAUUUUCUGGAAAUGUCCAAGACACGCGAAGUGCUACUUGUUGGGGAAGGCAACUUCUCGUUCUCGGCAGCUUUGAGCGAGAACGCAGGCGAUGAUGUCGGCGUGACCGCCACUUGCUUUGAAAGCGAGAUUCAAACAUACAGACAGGAGGGAGCCGUAUUGAACAUACAGCAACUCCGUGAGAGAGGAUCAGUUGUUCUGUUUGAUGUGGAUUGCACAUGCCUAAAGGAGCACGAAGCCAUCCAGGAUCAUCAUUUUGACUGUGUUAUUUUCAAUUUCCCUCACUGUGGGCGUAAAAGUGGUGUAAAGAAGAACCGCAUCCUGUUGGUGAAAUUUUUCCAAAGUGCCGUUGCAGUCCUGAAGGACAAUGGGGAAGUGCAUGUCACCUUGUGCAACGGACAAGGCGGCACUCCAUGUGACAGUCCAAUGAGAGAAUGGCACAAUAGUUGGCAGGUGGUUGCCAUGGCAGCAGAAGCAGGGCUAAUUCUCAGUGAAAUCCAUCCCUUUGACUGUGAAAUGUAUCAAGGUUACAGAUGUACUGGUUACAGGAGUCAAGACAAAGGUUUUCAUGUAGAGGGAGCUCUGACCCACAUCUUCACUCGGAGUCUCCCGCACACCAUGCCAGAGAAACUGAAAAUGGAGAAAACCUUUGGGAAGGAGACAGUUUGUUUUGAGCUUCCGGCAGAGUUGAGUAAUUAUAUGAACAGGAAUUUCCUUGUUCAGCAGUCACAUCAUCCAGUGAAAACUGUCCAGGAGCAGUUACUUAGAGAGCUAAAGUCAGUCUGGCCAGUAUGCACUAUGAAUGAGGACUUCCCAGAACUAGUAAGCUGCCUACCAGAAACACCUGAGACAUGUGACUCCACUCUGACCAACUCAGAAGUCUACUGGAUUAAACCUACUGAUACCUAUAUAUUUGACCAAAGCGAAAAUGAGCAAAACAACUGUGAGUCUAUGGAUGACCAACAAAGCUUUACUGCCAGCUAUGCACUACGACCGUCUCUGUUGCUGCAUGUCCAAGAGAUCACCCAGAACGAGGACUUCAGCCCUGGUACGCUUCAUGCAGUCAGUGGCCUGGUCUUUCAGAGAGUGGCCAUCUCCCCGAGCCGUUCUCCUGCGUUCCACCAGCUUCUAUUGGUGGGAAUGUUCCCUACAGAAUCCAGUCCUCUCCAGUGCUUCCAAGAUUGUUUGGAGUCGCUGCUCGCUUCUUACGGCGUCUCCUUUGAAGAGGCGCAAAUAGGCCUAGAGCAGCAAGUGUGGAUGAAUUCAAAGAUGCUUCCCAAGUUUGGGCGGAUCGCAUCUCUACCCUCUUUUUCUUCAUCCCUCGAUGAAGGUUUACAGUUAAUUGCCAUCUCAAUAAACUUGGAUCAUUUGGCCACCGUGAUUUUCGGCAUUUCUGACUGGCGCUUACUUUGGAGUGCCGAUCCUCGCUUUCUUAAGCAUUUUGAGCUCAAUCCACUUGGACCUUUCAGCCCUUUCUCCCUGUACUCACCAAGCUACUCGCAUGAUAUCAGUUUCUGGAUGGACCCAGAAAUCUAUGACGAACUGAAGUUCCAUUCACUUGUGCGAGAGGCUUCUUGCGGUUCUGUUAAAAAUGUGGCGUUAGUAGAUCGCUUCAGACACCCUCACAUGGGUCAUGCAAGCCUGUGCUAUAGGCUGACAUAUCAGUCGUCAGAUCGCGCCCUCUCACACAGCCAGGUCUUGGGACUACAGAAUCAGCUACGGAGACUGUUACCCCUGCGCCUGCAAGUCACACUGAGGUGAAGAGGAUCAAAUGGAUGUAUAAUCUUAGAUUUUAAUUUUUAAAGUUGAAAUUUAGCUUCAUAAAUGGAAGAGUGAGUCUUUAUUUUGACUGAUUUGUUUCUGUAGGUUUUUUUUAUAAAUACACACAAGUGAGUGGUUCAAUUGAAAUUUUAGCAAAUACAGUAGGGUAUUAUUCCCAUUUAUUUAAAACUGACAUAUCAAACUAUCUGAAAUCCUAUCAUUAUGCUAAUUAAAUUAUACAUAUUGUGGGAGAUAUCCAAGAAAUGUUUACAAAAUUCAGUAGUACUGUGUUACUUUUACUUGUUUAAUAUUUUUUAAUUAUGCAUGUUUAGAGAUGUCUUUUAAUUAAGAAACUCUGAGACAUAAUUAUUCAUGCACAACUGCAAAUCAUUUCAAUCAUGCAUUUUUUUUUUUUUUUAAAGAAUACUUAAAUAUUUUUCUAGGUUCUUUGUAGGGCACAUGUAUGUUUACAAUAUCUCUGAAGCUGCAUUUGAUACUGUGAUAUUUCUGGAAUGUCUGUGUUUAUGUUUAUGAUCAGUUGUGACUGUAAAUUGUAUUAUUGCUUAUGUGUGUGUCGUUUCUAUUCUUCUGGCAGUAGCGUCAACUACACUGGAUCUCUAAAAUAAAGCCUAUUGUCAGAUUACUCAAACUAACCCGCUUGGUCAAACAGUGUUGGACUAGUUGGGAUGCUUAAACUGCUGGUGUAACCUACUCAUUAAGGGUAACUAACUGUAACCUGCUCAUUAAGGGUACUCAUUAAGUAAACAUUUUGUUCCGGGUCUUUUCUAAACCUAAAAACUCUAUCAUUGAAGAUUUUUGGAGCAUUAAAGUGUGGACAAUUAG